Achroia grisella is the source of this 1569-nucleotide messenger RNA. RefSeq lists its product as uncharacterized. The record is from RefSeq and is a predicted model, not a curated record. Lineage: Eukaryota; Metazoa; Arthropoda; Insecta; Lepidoptera; Pyralidae. The transcript is spliced from 14 exons. The coding region runs from base 12 to 1535 and encodes 507 amino acids.
AAUAGAAAAAUAUGGAAUUAUCAAUAGUACUUUUAUUUGAGACAUUUCUACUAUUGAAAAUUCUUGAUCAUUCUGCCUCGAAAAGCGUAGUCCCUGUUCUAUCUUUGUCUCGAAAAACGAGAUUACCAGCUAAUAAAACACUACAGUCUGAUCUCAAGUUCCUCCCAUUCAUCAUGCUGAUAGACAAGGACAAAGAUACAAGCGAAUACUGGCGCGAGACUGAGAUACUCUCUCUAAUAAGGAAUGACGAAACCGAAAUUGAUUACGAGAAAUGUCAACAAUCACCAACGAGUUCCCUCGUGCAAUUCGCCAGUAGAAGAACCGUCAGGCCUAUUUGUAGGAACCGGUUGGAUUAUCAACUAUGUCCUCAAUGUCCUCACUUCACCAAUCAUACGGAGUGUGAAUUAUUUCGAGAUUCUUGCAGGGAGAGGAAAGUCCAACCUUCGGAGUAUCGCACAUAUUGCGACAGAAAGUAUGGCCGAUGGCGCGCAAUGUUCUUGCCGGCUGAUUAUUCACAAUGCCGAUGUUGCGAUGAGUGCAUAUUUUAUAGAGAAUUGGAUCAGUCUUGUGUGCAAGAUGAAUACAAUUUUGAUAUUGAAGAAUUUAUGCCUGUAACGACUAUAGAUUUCCGAGCCGGUUGUAACCCGUACUGGGGGCACCCUGAGCAGGAGUUCAAAGCUCUGCGCUGUGAUAACAACUUGCGCAGAUGUGUGCCCGUAACCGUGCCGUCAUUGCCGACCGAAUCAUUAAAUUUGCGUCGUAAUUUCCGUUACGAGCCGGCUACCGGUGGUAGCGACUGUCCAGUGUCCUGCCAAGGAUACGAAUGCCGGAACGGAUUCAAUAAGGAGGCCCAGUGUGUACCAGGGGCCUUCCUACCUGAUAAAGAACAGUGUAACUGCUGCGGAACAUGCAGUAUCUACCAACAGUUAAAUCAAAAGUGUGCUGAAUUUAAAAAGACGGUGCAUCACGUAAACGGCACUAAGGAAAUUGAGGUAGAAGAGGAGUUCUUGGAACCUGGCUGUGAUGACGGACUGGUAUGUCGACAAGGCCUUUGCCAGGAUAUCCACACUGUACGGACCUCAGCAGGAAGUCGUAGAAAGAAGGACAUAGACAUAAGUGCCAAUGUAGAACCUUGCAAACGUGAGCUGAAGUAUUUCAAGAAGAAAUAUGGUGCGGACGGUCAUAUGCAUUACGAUGCCCCACAAUGCACGCCUCUCUGGCUGUAUGGUCCUGUGCAGUGUCGGCGUUUUGUUUGCUACUGCGCGUUGGAAGAUGGAACUUUCAUUGAAGGUAUAAAAGUGCCUCGCGUCGAAGUGUCCAAUAUGAACUGUGACUGUGCCCGCGAGAAGUGUCGAAUGGGUUCCGAAGUGGAAUGUGAUGGAUACGGGAAUUAUAAAGAGGCUGUGUUCGUACCCCACAUUGACGAGUGGGGGGAAACUCAGACGAACGAUGCAGAUACACCGUCCCCGGAAAACGACACGGUCCGCACAUCUCGAGAUAUCGACCGAACUACUACUGUAACAAAUACAGUUUAAUUAUUUUUAAUCAUUUACACUUAUUAAAUUUAAA